UAAGAAAACAAUCGGAUUACUUGUACAUAGAACUCUUUUAUAUAUUUUGUUCCUUAGCAACUAAGUAGGAUUGGUUUAUUUGUUUGUUCAAUAAACAAACAGCUUCGAUAUCAUUCAGACAGACAAACAGUUUUUAUUUAUAAAUAACUUACAAAAAUAAAAAACAAACAUUUUUGGCUUACGAAAUGUCCAAACCGACUUCUGAAGAUCCAGAAUUCAAUGUUUUCGAAUCAAAAGUCAAUGAAGUUAUGAAAAUUCUUAAAAAUAUGAACUCUGGUGAUUCUGCAGCAGAAGAAAUGGCAAUGAAAAAUGCUGAUUUAUAUCUUAACGGAAAAUCAGAUUGUUUUAAUGAAAUUGAUGAAGAUAAUUUUAUUGUGAAAGUUCGAGAAAAUCGAACUGUAAUCAACAAAAGUGGAUCUGAUGCUGAUAAUAAGGUUAUUCCUGAUGGGCAAAUGGAUAAAUUUACAUUCAUGCAACAAAUCGAACAAGAUGCAAAAAAAAGAAAUGAAGUUCGCCAAGAACGUGAGAAGAUAGCGCAACAUUUUCGAAAACUAGGAAAUGAUGCUUUUCACAAAAACGAAUUCGAAAAGGCCAUAAAUAUGUUCACAAAAGCCAUUGAUCAUGUCAAGGAUAGCCCGAUACUUUAUAACAACCGCGCUCUAAGUUAUAUGAAAUUAAAGGUACACAAAAGAGCAAUUAUUGAUUGCGAUUAUGUAAUCAAUAAAUUGGACGAUAAGAAUUUACGUGCUUGGUUAUAUAGAGCGGCAGCUUAUUACAAAUUAGGAGAUGAAAAGAAUUUUGAAACCAGCAUUAAAUGGGCAAAGAAAAAUAAUUCCAAAGAAUUGGAAACAAUUGAAAAAUUUGUUGCAAAUGUAAAGAAUGAACAAUUUUGAAAUAAAUUAAAAUAAAUUUAUGAAUAGGUA
Messenger RNA from Eupeodes corollae, 923 nucleotides. Its product is annotated as tetratricopeptide repeat protein 12. The transcript is spliced from 4 exons. The record is from RefSeq and is a predicted model, not a curated record. Bases 186 to 893 code for a protein of 235 amino acids. Gene Ontology annotation, molecular function: protein binding. Lineage: Eukaryota; Metazoa; Arthropoda; Insecta; Diptera; Syrphidae.